Messenger RNA from Acaulospora colombiana, 1325 nucleotides. Lineage: Eukaryota; Fungi; Glomeromycota; Glomeromycetes; Diversisporales; Acaulosporaceae. The record is from the annotation of a GenBank genome assembly.
GAUCCAUACAAAGCUCUUGGGGUCUCCAAAGACGCGUCUGCCAAUGAUAUAAAAAAGGCUUACUUUCAGCUGGCCAAAAAAUAUCAUCCGGAUACAAAUAAGGAUCCAGCAUCAAAGGAAAGGUUUCUAGAGAUACAAAACGCGUACGAGAUCUUGGGUGAUGAACAGAAGAAACAAGCUUAUGAUACGUACGGUGAAGCGUCACAACAGCCUGGCUUUGAUCAGAAUCCGUUCGGUGCUGGUAAUCCAUUUGCCGGUGCGGGAGGGUUUUCUAGAGGGUUUGCCGGCUCGGGUGGCACUGUGGAAGAUCUAUUUUCAACAUUAUUCGGUGGGGGUCCAAUGUCGGGGAGAGCUCGAGCUUCAACUCGCGGGGACGACAUCGAAAUAUCUAUAUCGGUAUCAUUUAUGGAGGCGGCCAAGGGAACGUCCAAGACAGUGAAUGUCACCCCCGUCAGUGACUGUUCGACGUGUACUGGAACUGGAAUGAAGACUGGAAAAAAGAGAACACAAUGCCCGACAUGCAGGGGGACGGGUCAGCAAACCUUUGUUCUGAACAGCGGGUUCCAGAUGGCCAGUACCUGCUCUACCUGCCAGGGAGCCGGUUCUACAAUCCCUCGUGGUGCAGAAUGUGAUGAUUGUGGCGGUGUAGGAAAAAUCAAGUACAGGAAACAGGUGAAAAUCGAAGUGCCGGCAGAUUGCCGCUGGUUUUGGCGAGCUUAUCGUAUUCAUUCCACGUCCACGCGCCUUUUUCGUUAUUCAAACGCUGUGAUCUUUUGGUGGCUUGUUUUGACUGAUGCAAAUUUGUUUGCCUUUUCGACAGGAGUCGAAGACGGAAUGACCGUGCGUGUACCUGGGGAAGGUGAUGCGCCCAUGUCGACCAGAGGAUCAAACGGCGAUCUUCUAGUCAGGGUGAAUGUCAGCAGUUCAAAUGUCUGGCGACGUCAAGGUACCAACCUAUACUAUGACGCUCCGAUACCUCUCCACACGGCCGUCUUGGGUGGAAGGAUUCGAGUGCCAACUCUCGAUGGCGAGGUAGAAGUCCGUGUGGCACCUGGCACGCAGCCUGGUGAAGAUGCCGUUCUGCGGGGCAGAGGAGUACAAUCCGUCAUGCACAAGGCAGCAAAGGGAGAUCUAUUCAUUUCGUACAUGGUCCAAGUCCCCAGGAAUCUGAGUCGCCGUCAGAAAGAAUUGAUGCAACAAUUUGCGGAUGAGGUAGAAGGAAGAGCCCCCGCUCAGACUCCCAAUUCGUCUUCGUCGUCGACAGGCUCCACUGCUAAGAGUAAUAGCACGUCGGCAUCAGACCCGCCAUCGCCAUCUGCGGCCGG